Messenger RNA from Anguilla rostrata (American eel), 2874 nucleotides. RefSeq lists its product as uncharacterized. NCBI's taxonomy places the organism in Eukaryota, Metazoa, Chordata, Actinopteri, Anguilliformes, Anguillidae. Bases 277 to 975 code for a protein of 232 amino acids. The record is from RefSeq and is a predicted model, not a curated record. The transcript has 4 exons.
CUUUUUUUCCGGAACAGUACUGGAUGGAAGCGUAAGGCGACGCUGAUGCAGGACUGAAGUAACUACGACAACAGAUGCAAUCUGUGGAUUACGAAGGACGCAGUGACAGAAGGGAUAAGGGGACCACUCUAAACCCCCCAGCCAAUGUGAUGAGCGGAGCUCUGUGCCGAACUGAAGCACCACAGCAGUCUUGUUACAGCCGAACCGAAGCCGGUGUGGCUGUGGCUUCCCCACAGAGGGAGCAGAGGCACUCUAACUGUUUGCUGGCCAGGCACAAUGAGGCGGCUGAGGAAAUGGCUGGGGAGACUGCUCUCCACGCUGCACCCCAGCCACCGGCACCCACAGUGGGGUGUGUCUGACACUCGUAAAAGCGCUGUGGGUGGAACAUGGUCCCAGAACACAACUUCUGCUGGCAGAAAGCUUUUGUGGCCAAAGCUGGACCGAGGGUCGAGCCGUUUGGGAGGGUCUUGCAAAAGGAGACUCAUCCAAAAGGGGACAUUGGACAAGACAAAAGAAGACACAUUUGACCCACCAGGCUUUAACGCUAUCAUCCAAGUGGACAUGGAGGAGGCAAAAAUGCAGACGACCCCCAAACCCAACGUUGUCCCGAGGGCUCAAAGGCGCAGUUCCCGAAGGGUAUCGGUCGCGGCCACACCCACACGGCAUAAGAAGGUUUCCCAUAGAAAGAAAUGCAAGACUUUCAGUUUCCGGAAGAGAAAAAAACCAGUGGAACACAGGAGAAAACAGUCAGUUCUGACCAUAGUGAAACUACAGAGCCAAAUAGAUGGUCUGGUGGAGACCAUGGCAGACAGCUCCAUGCAGCUACUGGCCAAAAGACAGGCGGAGCUGGAACACUGCGAGCGCAUGGGAGAACGGAUUCUGGAUGCCAGCAAACAAUUCCAGAGGGUAACUAGCAAGGGAUCGCGAAGACACAGGUGGAGGAACGCCUGCGUCCUCUGCACAUGCUGUUGCUAGAGGCAUUAUACUGCAUGAUAGAGCAUGCAGUACUGUGCAAAAGUCAGGACCACUCUUUCAGUUAUUCAGUCUCCAUUGAAAUUCAGAGCAAUAUUCUUUUUUUCCAGUGUCAGACAAUGCAGGAGACAUAUUUAACAGAAAACUGCAGAAAAGGCUGCACCAUUACAUGUAUCAGAUCUAGCAGUAUUUGUCCACUCUUUCUUUUGUGCACUGUGACAACUUUUCUUCCAUCCUUCUAAGUUACACCUGCACCCUCCCAACAACAGUUGUGACCAAACGGUCAAUGACAUUGUUAGAAAAACGCAAACACAUCUCUGCUGCCUUGCAUAUUUCUUUGUCAUGUGCAUCUAAAAUGACUACAGGACAUAUUCCUGAUGAGAUUAGAAUUAAGAUAAUUCAAAGGCAUAAGCAAGGUGAAAAUCAAAGGAAAAUAAGCGAAACCAUUUUAACAUUUUAUUUGUGCACAAAUGUAUUUUAAGCUAAUAAAAAAACAAGUUCAUAUUUUCAGUAUAAAAAUGUUUUAAGAACACAAGAAAAAAAAUUAACACCAACUGAAAUUAUUCUAGCAUAUGGUUGUACAGAAGGAACAGAGAUUGUAGAAGAGUUCCCGCUCAGUUAUCCAUUGGACUUCCCUGGGACUCCUCAUUUUCAGACUUCUCGUCAUCUAACAAAAAAGGAAGACAUUUUUAUGGCAAAAGAAAAGACCACGAAUAAUAACAUUGGUGUAAAAUUAUAUAUAAGUAUGUGUGUGUGUGUGUGUGCGCGUGUUUUCAUCUGAUGGCAUUCAUUUUAACAUUUAAAACUCACAUAAUACAUAAAACUAACAGAAUACACAGGCUGUUUAACCCAAUGAGAUUCAGCGUGGCUGUGCAAACUGACGUACAGCUCAAACAGCUGGUGCAGUGGGACGUAGGAGCCGUACUUACUCUCCAGCGUCUGCUGAAGCUCCUGAAUGGUACUCAGUAGCACGUGAAACUGCUUUUUCCUCAGUUCAAGCUGUGAAGGAACAGGAUUUGCAGUCAUUCACAAAUCCCAAAAAUCCAGGAGACAAAAUGGGGGGAAAAAAGCCAGAAAACACAAGAUACUCCCUUACUUUGUCCUCCACAUUCUCCUUUAUGUGAGAGAGUUGCUGCAGUUCUUUGUCAAGAGCCUCCAGUUGCCUGGGAUUAUAAUACAAACGUCACUAUUAGAGAAAGACCUGUACAAUAACAUCAGAGUGAACUGUUCACAAUCUCAUGCAAGCAUUAGAAUGUACAUUAGAAUUCCACCCCAUGUAAAUCACAGAGCUGCUGAUAUUUAAAAUCAAUACAUUACUUCCCAUCUGGUUUGCAUGGAAAGUAUUCACAAUGAAGAUAUUUAUAAAAAAUGCACUUAAUUCCUUGCACAAAUAUUUCUCUGGGGAUUGUCUCUGGUCAAAAAUUUUAUGGACUCUUGUUCAGUCUACCUUAAAAAUAUUACAUAAUAGGCCUCCCUGGUGCAAACACUGCUAAUCCUACAGUUAUAGCAAGACAAUUAUGCUGCAUUUUGCCAAACCAUCUUCCUAAUUUUUUGAAUGCAAAGAAAACCUAGAACAAGAAUACUUACUUCAGCGUUUCAUGUCUGUCUGGAUGUUGUUGGAUUACCUUUGCAAGAGCAUCAUAUUCUAUUAAGAAAAAUUAACAUUCAGGCUUCAGAAAACUUACGUACAACACAGAAAUACAUUGUAUUACUUCAUUAUACGUUGUCAAACAAAUAAUUUCCAAAUCUAAAUAUCAGACACUCAUUCAGUGAUUCAUCUUUAACAGGUUAAGUUUUACAGAUUCUUAUCUCACCUUGUCGAUUCUUCCGUAUUCUCUUGGCUCUCAUUAUUUCUUUUUUGCAUUCAGAUAUUUUGUCAUGUGCAGACAUGAUACUUUGCUC